Molecule: messenger RNA, 1717 nt
Organism: Hypoxylon trugodes
Lineage: Eukaryota; Fungi; Ascomycota; Sordariomycetes; Xylariales; Hypoxylaceae
Product: NAD(P)-binding protein
Exons: 2
Coding region: 375-1439 (354 amino acids)
Molecular function (GO): oxidoreductase activity, acting on the CH-CH group of donors, NAD or NADP as acceptor
Source: RefSeq, a predicted model, not a curated record
ACCUACCUAGGUAGGUAUUUACACGCCUUAUGUAUUUACUAUUAUUAUUAACUUCUGCCUGUAGCAAGUCCUAUAGCCUUGGAUAGAAAUCGCUUCCGUUUUCUGGAACUCGGUAUGUUGCCUGCCGUGAUGAUUCAACGCCAUUCAUAAUCCUAGUUAUUCGCACCGGCUGCUCGUGUUACACAAGCCUUUGUGAGACACUUGGUACUGAGACAUAAGCAGCCACUUUAAUAAUUUUUCAUUAUAGGUGCCCUCCUAACAGGCAUUUGAUUCAUCGUCCAACUGCCUGGGUUGUUCAAUCAGUUAUAUAGGUAGGAUACCGUUGUUCUACGGUGUCGCUUUCUCUUUUCUCAGUUCCGCGAAUUUUAUCCAUCAUGCAUAACAACGAAACCCUCAUUUAUAAACGAUUCACUGCAUACUUCCCCGUGCCUGGUGAACACCUUGCCACUGGGUCUCGUCUAUUUGACUUAGAAGCCGACCCGCCUCCCGGUGGUAUCAUUAUCAUGAACAGAUAUCUAUCACUUGAUCCUUAUCAACGCGGCCAAAUCCGAUUGCCAACCGACAUGGGGACCUACUCCAUGCCUUGGGUGGAAGGGGAACCUGCCGUACUCACUACUCUUUCGACCGUACUUAAAUCAGACAACCCGCGCUUCAAAUCUGGUGACGUUGUUAUAGCUAUGGCUAAUGCGGCAAAGUAUGCUGCCGUAACAGCAGACUUAACGGAAAUGGCCCGUGUCCUACCACCACCACAGCCAGGGAUGGAAAUCGCCCCAUCGAAGUUAAUCAGUACGCUUGGUGUGCCGGGUCUGUCAGCUUACGUCAGUUUCUUUGAAUUUAUACAUGAACCCCGAAGAGGAAAAACCAUCUGGAUCUCCGCAGCCAGCGGCGGUGUAGGUCAAAUAAUAGGCCAGCUCGCUAAGAUGAACGGUAUGAAGGUAAUCGGGAGUACCGGAAGUGCCGAAAAGGUUGGUUUCUUAAUUAAAGAGCUUGGAUUCGACGCCGCGUGGAAUUAUAAAACGGAAACGACUGCAGCCGCAUUGCAAAGGCUAGCGCCCGAAGCAUUGGAUAUAUACUAUGACAAUGUCGGAGGCGAGCAGUUCGAGACCGCACUAGUAGCUAUGAAGGACUACGGUACCAUCGUAUCAAGCGGUAUGGUUUCGCAAUGCAAUCGUCCCGUAGAGGAAAAAUACGGCAUUAGAACAGGCAUGAAUAUCUUUUUGAAACGCCUUACGAUCUAUGGCUUCGUCUGCUCCGACCCACAUAACAUGGAGAAGUAUUUGGCUUCAUUCGGUACCGACAUGAUUUCUUGGAUUUGCCAAGGGAAAAUCAAGACUAAAGAGGAAGUGGUUGUAGGAAUUUCAAACGCACCAGAAGCAUUCGUUCGCAUGUUGCGAGGGGAAAAGUUCGGGAAGAUGGUAUUAAAAGUCGACGAUGAUUGAAUUUCAUCACUUACUCCUACCUGCCAGCCUGCCUAGGCAGUGAGGCAGUACUGCACGAUCUCAAUUGUAAAGCGGGGGCGGGGGCGGGUCUUGGACCCUAUGAUGAUAGGCUGCGAGCGAGCUUUCCCUGCUGCUUGUGCAACAAUGUGUUCGACGAGCACCUAAUACAUUCAGCGAGCCUUUUUUUCUUCACUGUUAAUUCUAAGGCCUUAACUAGUAAAAUACCAAUCCAUCCUUGCAUAUUUGUACUACCAAAUUAAUUUCAUAGCCUGCAGCAU